Molecule: messenger RNA, 6892 nt
Organism: Toxotes jaculatrix (banded archerfish)
Lineage: Eukaryota; Metazoa; Chordata; Actinopteri; Toxotidae
Gene: dennd6a
Product: DENN/MADD domain containing 6Aa
Exons: 19
Coding region: 131-1948 (605 amino acids)
Cellular component (GO): recycling endosome
Molecular function (GO): guanyl-nucleotide exchange factor activity
Source: RefSeq, a predicted model, not a curated record
GGCUACUUUCUGUACCGCUGCUUCUGUUGUUGUUGUCACCUGUGGGGAUACUAACUGCAAGUAACAGUAAACUUAGAAAACCCCAAGCCGUUAACCCAGAGCGCCUGAGUGUCCGUGUCGGGCCGUCGCCAUGGCUCUCCAAGGCCCGGAGGAACUGGGGGAGCAGGUCGAAGAGCCGGAGGAUCUGGACGACCAGGACGCUAGUAGCAUCUCCCCGGCCGAGGAGAUAACGCUGCCCCCCGGGCCCGGAGGCGACGAGGAAACGGAGGAGGCUCUCCUCCUGCCCUGGGACCGCUUCUCCGCCUGGCUGCACUGCAUCUGUGUCGUAGGCUUCGACCUGGAGCUGGGACAGGCGGUGGAGGUGAUUUAUCCUCAUCAUUCCAAACUGUCAGAGAAAGAGAAAACAAGCAUCUGCUACCUUUCCUUUCCUGACUCGAACUCAGGUUGCCUUGGCGACACCCAGUUCUGCUUCCGCUUCCGUCAGGGUUCCAACAGGAAGUCGUCGCUUGGCUGCUUCCUGGAAACCACAGAUCGGGACGCACCGCCCUGUCUGAAGAGGGAACAGGGCCAUUACUACGGCUAUGUGUACUUCCGUCAGGUGCGAGACAAAUCUCUGAAGAGAGGAUACUUCCAGAAGUCUCUGGUCCUGAUCAGUAAGCUGCCCUACGUGACCUUCUUCCACUCGCUGUUGAAGAUCAUGGCUCCAGAAUACUUUGAGAAACAGGAGCCCUGUCUGGAGGCCGCUUGUAAUGACAUGGACCGCUGGCCGACACCCCAUCCCGGACGAAUCCUAACGCUGCCUAUUAUGGGCGUGGUCAUUAAGGUUCGAAUCCCGACCUGUUACGACAAACCAGGAACCUCGCAGCUGGUCCAGUCCGCCCAGAGUGACAGUCUGGUGUCCAUUGUGCUCCCAACCAUCCAUGAAGUCGACCUCUUCAGGUGUUUCUACCCAGUCUUCUUCCACAUCCAGAUGCUGUGGGAGUUGGUGUUGCUGGGGGAGGCGCUUGUCGUGAUGGCGCCGUCGCCAGCAGAGUCAUCGGAUACAGUGCUGGCGCUGGUCAGCUGUAUCUCUCCGCUGCGUUACUGCAGUGACUUCCGGCCGUACUUCACCAUCCACGACAGCGAAUUUAAGGAGUACACCACCAGGACUCAGGCCCCGCCAUCCGUCAUUCUAGGAGUGACAAAUCCAUUUUUUGCUAAAACUCUGCAGCACUGGCCGCACAUCAUCCGCAUCGGAGACAUGAAGCAAGCAGGUGAGAUGGCCAAGCAGAUGAAAGUGAAGAAACUGAAAAACCUCAAAACUCUGGACUCUAAACCCGGUGUAUACACUGCAUAUAAGCCAUAUCUCAACAAGGAUGAAGAAAUCAUCAAACAGCUUCAGAAGGGUGUUCAACAGAAGAGACCCUCACCAGCCCAAAAUGCAAUUCUCAGACGCUACUUCUUAGAACUGACACAGAGCUUCAUCAUUCCACUGGAGCGGUACGUGGCCAGUCUGAUGCCUCUCCAGAAGUCCAUCAGUCCCUGGAAGAGUCCUCCUCAGCUCCGACCCUUCAUCCAGCAGGACUUCAUGAAGACACUGGAGAAAGCUGGACCUCAGCUCACAUCCAGACUGAAAGGAGACUGGAUUGGACUCUACAGGCAUUUCCUCAAGUCUCCCAACUUUGACGGCUGGUUCCGCAGCAGGAGGAGAGAGAUGACCCAGAAACUGGAGGCUCUGCACCUCGAGGCGCUGUGUGAGGAGGAUCUGCAGCAGAGAGUCCAGAAGCACACAGAGGUGGAGACGGUUGAUCUGGUUCUGAAACUGAAGGAUAAACUGAGUCAGGCGGAGAGGGAGCAGCUCCCGGUGCGCCCGGGGACCCUGGCCAAACUGAGGGCCCACAUCGAGGCCGUCAUCCUAGCCUUACCUGAGGACCUGCAGGGCAUCCUCCACAAGCCCUCCACGCCCUGACCUUUAACCCCUCCUUCUGCAACUCUAACCCCAGUUUGAGUGUGUUUUUAAAGUCUUGGGGGUAGGGGGUCCCCCUCACAGUUGGUUCCCAAUUGGAGGGGCCCCCGUUUUCUCUGACAGGGUCCCCAGUUCAAGGACCUCCGCUUGGGUCUAACAUGGAAAGCACAUUACGUUUUUUGUUUUCCUAAAAUAUACAUCCAAAUUCAGUUCAAUUUACUUUCCCCGCCCUGCUGUGAUGACUCAGUGGACCAAGUGUGUCCCUCAUGUCUCAGCGGUCAGGUGGUACGGAGGCUCCCGGCUGGAGCAGGCCAGAGCUGCUCGUCAUAAACUCCUCUGAAACCGCAUUUAAAAAAUUGUGAGGAAAUGUUUGUCAUCACAGAGACGUGAGCAAUGAAAGGAGCAUGAUCCGUUACCGAGAGUCCACCUGAGCCUGUGUGCAGAAGGAUUUGUCAUCACCGUGGAAGUACGAACAGGAAGGCGACCCCAGAUGACCUUUGACCCUCAGCAUUUUUACCACUUGAUGUUUUUAAUAUUUUUAACUUGAUGAUUGAUGGACUGCUGCAGGCAGAACUGACUGUGGAGUUUUUCAUCCAUUUUUAAAAAAGUUUUUUUUGUUUUUUUUGUUUUUUUUUUUUAAAGAAGUGCACUUCAUCACUAACUGGACCAGUGUGCCCUACACACGCACACACACACACACACACACACACACACUUUUAUGCAAACAAACUGAACCGAGCAGAGCCAAGCAGUGCUUUAUAAUUACAAUUUACUAAGAUUUUGUCCAUAAAAACAAACACACACACACACAGCAUUAAGCACCAGCGACCCUGUAAUAACUGUCAAUGCAGUAAACGUCUGUUGUCUCGGGUGCUCAGGAUCAAAUCACAUCCCUGUAUCCAUGUCUUACCGGAAAUACUCUAAUAAUCUAAAUUGCGCUGAAAUGUUCAGUUGUUGUCAUUAUAUUUGUAUUUUUCAGUCCAAAAGUCGUGAGUCACUGUUGUGUGAAAGGCUGUUUUUAUUUCAGCUGCCUGAAUCUGAGCUCCUCUGCGGGCUGAGGAAAGUCUGUGGCCCCACGGCCUGUGAGACUGUGGAGGCCCAUUCCCGCCGUGAAUGAAAAAAAUAAGUUGAUGAAAAGUUAGAAAUGUUAAAACUUGGUUUAUCAGAUUUAAGAGAUGCUAAGUCAAAAUUAUUAGAUCCCAUGUUAAAACUUUGAAUUAUGUCAAACUUAUAAGUCAAAAUUAAGAGACGCUAAGUCCAAACCUGGAAUUAAAAACUUUAAUGAUUAUUGUGACUCAUUUAGAGGUUAUUAAAACAAACUGAUAAUUUUGACUUGGUAUUUAAUCAUUUUGACUCAACAAGAAUACUUCUGCUUUUGUCUAUUUCAAACAUUUCAUUCAUUCUUCAUUCAAUUCUUUUUUUCUUUUUCUUUGUGAUAAAUUUGAGCUCGGUGCAAUAAGGCUCUCCUCCUCUCGCCCCUGUGGCAACUGGGCAGCAGCAACACAACGCAUUUAAGAAACAUCUAUAUGUCUUUCUUUGAGGAAGCUAAAAGUCAAUCUUUUUAGUUCACUGGUUAGAUUACUAAAUCCAGAGUGCAAAUCCGGUCUAAUUGAAUUAAAUACGUUCUUAGGAUAUUUUUAUGGUUAAUUUUUUAAAGGUAACUUCUAAAAAGUAGAAUUUGUUUUGUGCCGUGUGUCAGUUUGUAAGAGCAGGUUUUUAUUUCGGAGGAAUAUUCGGACACAGUGAAGUGAACCUGAGCUCUCACUUCACAAGCUGCUCUGUCUCACUCUGCAUGUUUGGGACAGUAAAGGCUGGUUUAUACUUUGGACAUGUUGAAUGAUAGAAAUUAUGCAAAACCGAUGCAUUUUGAGCGUCAGCCACAGAUAUUAUCAUUGUUAUUAUUAUCUCACAGACAACAUCCUGAAUCUCGCACAUCUGUGACGAGAUGGAUGAUGAAAUAUGUCUCAGAAUGUAAAGAAAUACACACCUGGGUGCUCUGGCUGCAGUGUCAACAGUUUUUUUUGUGAAAGUAUAAAUAAGCCUUACAGUCCUUCAGGGGCUAACAAACGGAUUCAAUCUUGUCUCCCGAGUCUCAUGUUGAGGCAUUUAUUUGAGCUUAAUCUGCAUAUAAUCGUGUUGCAAAGUCAGCCACAGUCAUCGCAGUUUAAUGUUGUUGACUGUCUUUUUCCAGAUUUUCAGCUGUAAUGGGACAUUUGUUCAAAUGAGAUAUUUGUGAGACUAUGGAGUUAACUAUGGAAGCCCAUUUCUGCUUCCAGUUAUGAAUGAUGAAAAUAUUCAUGACUGGUCAAAACGAUUUGAUAUUAUUUCAUAAUUUUUUAAAAAGUCACAAUUUCAGGUUAGUUCUCUGAGAAUUUUGAUGUAGUAUCUAAAUUUGAGUUGAUAUCUUAAUUUCGACCUAUAAGGACAUAAUUUUGACUUCUGAAUGACAGCUGAAUUUUGCUUCCACAGUUAAGUGACAGGUUGUAAGUCAAAUACCAGUUUUUUCAUUAGUUCCACACAACUGUAUUAAAUUCCUGCAGAGAAAUGAUAACAUAUGACAAAUAUAAGAUGCUGAACACAGGUACUGUCAAAAGAAACUCCCACAACAAUAAUUCCCAGAAUUCACCUGACACUUUUUAACCAGCGUGCUUUUAAAGGAGGAGGGGUCCUUCAGAUGAUUGGUGACCGCUGGGUCAGGCAGGGUCAGGGAACUGUGUGGUUCACGAGAAAGUGAAAAAACCCCAACACUACAGCUGCAUUGUUUUAACGGAUAUAUCACAGAUGGAGUAGUUUUUAUGGUUUUGGUUAAAAUUAUGCUGGUGCCUUAUGAGAAGGAGCAGAACCAAAGUCUCAACGAGUCAAUUAAUGAAUGAAAACUGUUUCCUGUCAAAAUAAUAAGACCAGUUCUGCUCAAGGCUUCAUGUUGAUUCUUUCUUCUUACACUAAAUUUAUUCUGCUCAUGAGCCACCACUGACAAAGGUUAAGCUCCAUCCUUGUCUGUUUUACGUGUUUUCUGCUGAGUAGGCAAACUACACAGAUGCACUGACAAAGUCAAUUUGAAGCAGUAAAAAAAAUGUUUAGAUCUAAGCAAAGUCAAAGAGUCCUGUCAAAUAAAGACAAGUAACAAGCUUGAUCUGUUCGAGCAGCCACCUGAAAUUUUACAUUUUGAAGUUAAAGGGCCAGAACAUGCAGAAGCAUCAGUAUGGUCCUACCUCAAAGCUAAUUAGGCCUGAAUGAGCCAAAUUCAUGAACAAAAAUGAACAAAUCCAUAAAUAAUGACAGCAAUAACAGUUUUACAGGUCAAUUUAAUUUAUUAUGGUGAUUGGUAUUUUCAGAGUGUACAUUGCUCUGACUUACCGGCAGUUUUUUUUUUCUAAAAGUGUAGUUAGUGGCACAUCUGCACAUGAGGUUAGUUGAUGUUUGCAUUUCAAAAUAUCACUUGUUUGAAAAUGUUAAAUGGAAUUGUAGUCAAACUUAUGGAUUUUUUUUUUUUUUUUUUUUUUUUUUUAGUUUCUUUGGAGUCAUUUUACUUUAAGCCGCCAUGUAACGUGUUUUAUGAACACUUAAAUUUUCUUUGCCUUUUUUGUUUUUCAGAUAUUUGUAAAGAAAAAUAACAAAAAAAUGUGCUGGCUGGGAAAAAAACCUGUGACAUCUGGUUGUUGGGCAACCAUGUAAGUUUUAUAUUUGUUAAAAGAAAACAACUUAUUUUAACAACUUUUUUUUAUGGAGGGCUAUUCUCAUAUUCCACUCUGUAGAGAAUUAAGUGUUUUGUACAUAAUGGUGUAAAUGAAAAGGUGGCCCUGAUAUGAGGAUGUACCAUAAUUAUUUUACUAUUACAACAGAUGUCUAGCUAAAUACAGAGAUAUAAAUAAGAAUUUAUUCAUAUAACGUUUAUUUACUUUUCUUAGAAUAAUUACAGUUGUUGAGACACAUUGACAUUUUGAAUUUGUAGCUUCUUCGUUAACAGACACUAUGGGGAUGAAAAGUUUUAGCAUUUCUCCUCACUGACCUUGAAAACAUUUCGUGAGCCUUUUUCCAGAAAACAUCAAUAAUUAAUUAGAUAUUCGCGUGGAGGAUGCAGAUUGAAAUUAUCUAGUAGUUUAAUCUGGUACAAUACAUCUCUUCUUCUGUGAGAUUGUUUUUGUUCAUGUUCCCAGACAAAUAAAUGUAGUAAACUAAAUUAUGUCAACUAUGGUAUAGUUAAGGUCAGAAAAUGAAGAUGUAAUGCACUCUACUUUAAGUAAAAAAUGGUUUAUAACACAAUGUAAUGACACUGAAGCACAUCAAGUUAAGAGCAUCAUGAAAUAUGGAUAUGUUAGAUUUAGAUAUCCACCCAUUGAUAUUUAUUUAAUACUAAAAAAUAUCAAUGUUGACAUUUAAGGUUAACAAGACUUUGAAGUGCCAAAAUCUUUGACCCAUUGAUAUAUCAAGUGUCUGGAAGAAAAAUGACAUAUGCGUAACAAAUUAAAGAAAUCAGUGUUACCUGAUAUAAGCACAUAUAGACGUUAUCUUGCACAGCUUCUCAUAUUUUGCUCCAUUGGCACAGUCACUAUUUUUGUUUUUAUCAAAGCCAUAACCACUACACUAAACCGCUCUGAUGGCCUGAAGAACCACAGAUUUGAUUAAGUAAUGAUAAUAUGAGAAAAGUGAUGAACAAGUUCAUCUUUAUUGACCUUUUUCAAUGGGUGGCCUACAGCUAUUAGUGUUCUUUGUCAGCGAAUAAAUGGUGAUUGCAUAUGUUUAUGUUAGCUUCACUGUAACUUGAACCUUGUUUGAAUAUACUCACUGCUGAAUAUUGUUCAUGACAUUGUUUGCAUUUGCUUGAUACAGUAUUUUAACCAAAAACAUGAAUUACACACAGCAGCCAUUUGAACAUUUGGUUAGCCAUCUACUAGCUAGCCAUCUACUAGCUAGCUCUCUGUGUUGCACAGCUUGUGUUAACCAAGA